AUGCUUCAACAACCAGUAUCGAGGGAAUUACGCUCAUUUCAAUCACUUUCCCGUUUUUCUGGACCCCGCGGAUUGUUUAACAGACGUUAUUCGAAUUCUAGGCGUUAUUUGCAAUCACGGCGCAGAACUACUGAAACUUAUGUGGGUGAUUCCCAGGUGUUAUCCGCAUUGGGACCUGACUCAUCUAGGGGAUAUAGAAGCUUUUUGCCGUAUACGGAAAAAACUUUCUCGUUAUCGAUGGAAGUAAGCCCAUUACGACCAUGGCGUCACAGUAUUCUGGAAGAAGACGAUUAUCAGAAACAAACCCAAGUUGGCUGGGAUAGUGAAGCAGAUAUUAUCAACGAAGAAUGCGAUUUGCCUUAUCCAGGAUUUACGGAACCAGCCUUGCAUUGUUUACGGCAAGCUGUACCACCACGUUCGUGGGCGUUGCGGAUGGUUAUGAAUCCAUGGUUUGAUCGAAUUACAAUGUUUGUUAUCUUAAUCAAUUGUGUAACGCUUGGAAUGUAUCGGCCGUGUGAGGAUAACGAUAACUGUACGACAUAUCGUUGUUACGUACUCUCAACCACUGAUCAUGUCAUUUUUGCAUAUUUUGCUUUAGAAAUGAUGAUCAAAAUAGUUGCACUCGGGUUCUAUGGCUCAGCCGCUUAUCUUUCUGAUACUUGGAAUCGCCUUGAUUUUUUCAUCGUUUGUGCAGGAUGUGCAGAAUAUCUAUUGCAAGAAUAUUUGGGUAAUAUAAAUUUAACCGCUAUACGAACGAUUCGUGUACUUCGACCAUUACGUGCUGUUAAUAGGAUACCAUCUAUGAGAAUUCUUGUUAAUCUAUUAUUGGACACAUUACCGAUGCUCGGCAAUGUAUUGUUGUUAUGUUUCUUUGUCUUUUUCAUAUUUGGUAUUAUUGGUGUCCAAUUAUGGGCCGGACUGCUCAGAAAUCGUUGUGUUAUUAGCUUGCCCAAAAUAAAUGCUGAUAUUGAUGUCUCAGACAUAUCACUUACACGAUAUUAUAUACCGGAAGACACUUCCCUAGAAUAUAUUUGCAGUCAACCGGAUUCAUCAGGUCUUCAUACAUGCAAUAAUCUACCUCCUUACGUACACAACGGAGUUAAAUGUAAUUUGACAGUACAUGAAUGGGCAAAUAUAAAAAAUGACACAACAGCAUGUAUAAAUUGGAAUGUUUACUAUAACGAAUGUAAAGUUAUGCAUCGUAAUCCAUUCCAAGGAUCGAUAUCCUUUGAUAAUAUUGGCUUCGCAUGGAUUGCUAUCUUUCUGGUAAUAAGCUUAGAAGGAUGGACAGAUAUAAUGUACUACGUUCAAGAUGCGCAUUCAUUUUGGAACUGGAUAUAUUUUGUUUUAUUGAUUAUUGUAGGAGCAUUUUUCAUGAUCAAUUUAUGUUUGGUUGUUAUUGCGACACAAUUUGCGGAAACAAAACGACGCGAAACAGAACGAAUGAUUGAAGAAAGGAAAAGGCUACGAUCUUCGGGAUCUCUUAGUAGCGAUCCAACCCAUUCAUCGAAAGAUGGUGAAGCAGGUGACAGUAUCUAUGCAGCUAUAAUCAAAUCUAUAAGACGUUAUUCUCGUCGGCUGCAAAAGAGAAUUCUGAAGCGAUGGAAAAUUUGGGAAGAACGUUUUGCGAAUAGACGAAAAUUCUUCAAAGGCCUUUCAAGUAACACUCACCCGAAAGCUGCGAAUUCUGAAGAAACGAAGAUGAAAGAUGUCCAAGUGGCUAAUGCUGACACAGAUGACAAAUUAUUGUCGCUGGAAUAUACGCAUUGUGAGGAAGGUAAAUUGCACGGCAAUUUUAAGAAUCUGAAAUGGAAUGGAAGUAUGAAUGUGACAGAUUGCACAACAAACAGUCUGGAAAGCGAUAUAGAGAUAGGUUCAACCAAUGGCUCUUUGAAAAAAACUCUUCGAGUGGGAGACUUGUCGAGCGGUGAGGAAAGUGAUGUGGAGCUUUCCGAUCAACCGUCCAAAACCGCAAGUAGGCUUGAGUAUGACGGUGCUGGCGGUGUUGGUAGCAGCGACGACAAUGGUUAUAAUUCCCACGUUAAACCGGAGAAUAUGACUAAAGCAAAGUCUACACUCUUUGGUCGAUUCCGUGAAAAGCUCCGAGCAUUUGUGGUUUGUAAUCAUUUCAAACGCGGUAUUUUAUUUGCUAUUUUGAUCAAUACUCUUAGCAUGGGUGUCGAGUACCAUCAGCAGCCCGAACUGCUGACAACAAUUUUGGAAAUCAGUAAUUACUUUUUCACUGGUUUAUUCGCACUGGAAAUGUUGCUCAAAAUAGGUGCAGAUGGUUUAUUUGGAUAUCUUUCAGAUGGUUUCAAUCUUUUUGAUGGCGGAAUAGUCGCACUAAGUGUGUUGGAAUUAUUUCAAGAAGGAAAGGGAGGGUUAUCAGUACUUCGAACAUUUCGUUUACUUCGAAUUUUAAAACUAGUCCGAUUUAUGCCCGCUUUACGGUAUCAAUUGCUCGUUAUGUUACGUACAAUGGAUAAUGUGACGGUAUUCUUUGGAUUACUCGUUCUCUUCAUCUUUAUUUUCAGUAUACUCGGAAUGAAUUUGUUUGGAUGUAAAUUUUGCAAAAAUCCUGUUAAUGCAAUGAAUCAGACAAAGAAAUGUGAAAGAAAAAAUUUCGAUUCCCUUUUAUGGGCAUUGGUAACUGUUUUUCAGAUUUUAACACAAGAAGACUGGAAUGUCGUUUUAUUUAAUGGUAUGGCUCGCACAACACCUUGGGCUGCUUUAUAUUUUGUUGCUUUAAUGACAUUUGGUAAUUAUGUGCUGUUUAAUUUGCUUGUUGCCAUCCUGGUUGAAGGUUUCCAAGAAAGUAAAGAAGAAGAAAAACGACAAUUGGAAGAAGAAGCUAUUAAAAAGGCAACUGUUGAAGAAGAAGAAAGAAAACGAGAAUUGGAACUAUUUCUAGCUAAAGCUUCCUCAUCCACUUAUCUUAAUCAAAAGAAUCUUCCAGCAUAUUACACGUACAGUCAUGGACCAGACAAUUUUCAAGCCUUUCAAAAUGUAUACCAAAUGCGAUACAAUGUUGCAACAAGUCCAGAUGAUGAGGAGGAAGGUGAAAAAUCAUUGGAAUUAGGACAACGAUCAUUUCUUACUAGACGAACCGGUAGUUUUAAUCGGCACCAUCCACCAAAAACUAUUAAUCCUGAUAUUAAUUUUAGAUUAGGCCGACAUACUUCACUUAUACUGCCUCAAAUGGUACCACAUUUUGACUCUUAUUCAAGUGGUGAAGUUCGACAACGUAUGAAUAGUUGGUGUGGAAUGCAAACAAGGCUCAAUACAAUUCGCUCUAUCGAUGGCCGACAAGCUGUUAUUGAAGCCUACACAAAGGACAGGUUAAUUGAGGCUAAUGAAGAAUUGCAAAUAGCGAUUGAACAGGAAGAACGACGUAAGAGAGAACGAGAAAAUACGAAAUUGAUACGUUUAUUAAGGAAAACGUGUUUUUACAAACGUGUUGAUCAUUCACUUUAUAUUUUUAAUUCAAAAAAUCGAAUCCGAAUUAAAUGCCUUCAACUAACACAGAAAAAAUGGUUUGACUAUACUAUUUUGAUAUUCAUUGGUAUUAAUUGUAUUACAUUAGCAAUGGAACGACCAUCAAUUCCUCCGAAAUCGCUAGAACGACAGUUUCUCACAUUUGCGGGAUAUGUUUUCACUGUGAUUUUCACGAUCGAAAUGAGUAUGAAGGUCGUUGCAAAUGGAUGUUUGCUUGGAAAAGAUGCUUAUUUUAAAGAUGGAUGGAAUAUUUUAGAUGGCGCACUGGUUAUUAUAAGUCUUAUAAAUAUCGUUUUUGAAUUGUUGGUUCAUAUAGAUUCACCGAAAAUAUUUGGUGUUAUACGUGUAUUACGGUUGCUGAGAGCACUACGCCCAUUACGUGUUAUCAAUCGAGCUCCUGGCGUAAAACUCGUGGUUAUGACAUUGAUAAGCAGUCUGAAACCUAUCGGAAACAUUGUCUUGAUUUGUUGUACUUUUUUCAUAAUCUUCGGUAUUCUCGGUGUUCAAUUGUUCAAGGGUAUGAUGUUUCAUUGUGUUGGACCAAAUAUAAGUAAUGUUACAACAAGGGCAGAUUGUUUGAUGGAUCCACGAAAUCGAUGGGUUAAUCAUCGUUAUAAUUUUGAUAAUCUUGGCCAAGCACUGAUGUCACUGUUUGUAUUGUCCAGUAAGGAUGGAUGGGUUGCUAUUAUGUACCAAGGUAUCGAUGCUACAGGCGUAGAUUUACAGCCAAUUGAAAAUUACAAUGAGUGGCGAAUGAUUUAUUUCAUUUCUUUCCUACUACUUGUCGGAUUCUUUGUAUUGAAUAUGUUUGUUGGUGUUGUUGUGGAGAAUUUUCAUAAAUGUAAAGAAGCACUGGAAGCUGAAAUGAAAGAACAAGCAUUAAAAAAACGAUUGGAGCGAAAGUUAAAACGACAACAAUACGAAAGCGAGUAUGGACAAAAGAAGAAAAGACGAGAGAAAUCACAACCAUAUUGGCACAAUUAUGGUCCAACGAGGCUAUUUUUGAACAAUAUUGUGACAUCAAAGUAUUUCGAUCUAGCCAUUGCAGCUGUUAUUGGGGUAAAUGUUAUCUCAAUGGCUAUGGAAUUCUAUAUGAUGCCAACCGGAUUGAAAUAUGUCCUGAAAACAUUGAAUUAUUUUUUUACAGCUGUUUUCACUCUAGAGUCUGCGAUUAAACUUAUAGCACUGGGAAUUCGUCGAUUUUUCAGCGAACGAUGGAAUCAGUUGGAUAUUUCCAUUGUGAUCUUAUCUAUUGCUGGUAUUGUAUUCGAGGAAUUCGAAGCUUUAGAAUUACCCAUUAACCCAACAAUUAUUCGAGUAAUGCGAGUCCUACGAAUUGCUCGAGUGUUGAAAUUAUUAAAAAUGGCUAAAGGUAUCCGAUCAUUGUUAGAUACAGUUGGUGAAGCAUUACCACAAGUUGGAAAUCUUGGAUCCCUUUUCUUUCUCUUAUUUUUUAUUUUCGCUGCUCUCGGUGUCGAGUUAUUCGGUAAACUUGAAUGUUCGGAUGAACAUCCAUGUGAUGGACUGGGUGAGCAUGCUCAUUUCAAAAAUUUCGGCAUGGCUUUUCUUACACUAUUUCGCAUAGCAACAGGCGACAACUGGAAUGGAAUUAUGAAGGAUGCAUUACGUGACGAUUGUGAUCCGUCAGAUCGUUGUGAAUCGAAUUGCUGUGUCGAUCCAAUAUUAGCACCAUGUUUCUUUAUCAUAUUUGUAUUGAUCUCGCAAUUUGUGUUGGUCAAUGUUGUUGUCGCCGUUUUGAUGAAACACUUGGAAGAAAGUAACAAAAGAGAAGAGGCUUCCGAUGGUCAUGGAAUUACUGGAACUGAUAAUGCGAACAAAACCGAUACAGAUGUUGAAGACAAUGCAGAUUUAUCACAAAAAGACUUAGAUAAUACUAGUACUGAUACAAAGAAUGAAAAGGAUUGCUUAUUAGUACAUACAAGGUAUAUGGAAACGCCUUUACCGAAACACAAUGAACGUCACAACGGGCAUUCUCCCACGCUCAGAUGA
Messenger RNA from Cercopithifilaria johnstoni, 5505 nucleotides. The record is from the annotation of a GenBank genome assembly. NCBI's taxonomy places the organism in Eukaryota, Metazoa, Nematoda, Chromadorea, Rhabditida, Onchocercidae.